Molecule: messenger RNA, 3593 nt
Organism: Drosophila gunungcola (fruit fly)
Lineage: Eukaryota; Metazoa; Arthropoda; Insecta; Diptera; Drosophilidae
Gene: iav
Exons: 9
Coding region: 70-3429 (1119 amino acids)
Biological process (GO): calcium ion import across plasma membrane
Cellular component (GO): membrane
Molecular function (GO): protein binding; calcium channel activity
Source: RefSeq, a predicted model, not a curated record
UUGUGGUGCGCACUUUCCCAAAAAGGGCCAGUUGAAGGCAGAGCACGGAUUGGAGUCCAGGCGGCGAAAAUGAAGUUCCUGCUGAAGAAAUGCCUGCGCAAGAAGGCACCGGAGAUGAAACCCGGGGCCAUUCUGGAUGCCGUCAUCUCGCAGUCCUCGGCCACCGCCUGCAAGUGUCUGCUCUACAAGCUGGCUGACUACAAAAGGGGUGGUGACCUCAUCGACGCCAUUAACUCGGGCGGACUGAUUGCCGUGGAGCAGCUGAUCCGCGAGCAGUUCGGCGUGUUCAUGUACAACGACGGUAAGGGCCAGGUGAUUAACCGGGCGGAGUUCCUGCGCUGGAAGUACCGCGACCACACCGAGGUGACCAUCCCGAUCGAGGCGUCGCUGUCCAUCCACGAUCCGCUGGGCAAGUGGGAGGACCACAAGGCCUGCUGGCAGAUGCAGUACCGCGGCGCCCUGGGCGAGAGCCUGCUCCACGUGCUGAUCAUCUGCGACUCCAAGGUGCACACGAAGCUGGCGCGCGUACUGCUCCGCGUGUUCCCCAACCUGGCGCUGGACGUGAUGGAGGGCGAGGAGUAUCUGGGCGCCAGUGCGCUGCACCUGUCGAUUGCAUACAGCAACAAUGAGCUGGUGGCGGACCUCAUCGAGGCCGGAGCGGACAUCAAUCAGCGGGCCAUCGGCAGCUUCUUUCUGCCACGCGACCAGCAGCGGGCGCAUCCGGCCAAGAGCACCGACUACGAGGGACUGGCCUACAUGGGCGAAUAUCCGCUGGCCUGGGCCGCCUGCUGUGCCAACGAGAGUGUCUACAACCUGCUGGUGGACUGCGGCUCCGAUCCGGAUGCCCAGGACUCCUUCGGCAACAUGAUCCUGCACAUGGUGGUGGUGUGCGACAAGCUGGACAUGUUCGGCUACGCCCUGCGACAUCCGAAGACCCCGGCCAAGAAUGGCAUUGUCAACCAGACGGGCCUGACGCCCCUGACCCUGGCCUGCAAGCUGGGCCGGGCCGAGGUCUUCCGCGAGAUGUUGGAGCUCUCCGCCCGCGAGUUCUGGCGGUACAGCAACAUCACCUGCUCAGGAUAUCCCCUUAAUGCGCUGGACACCCUUUUGCCGGACGGAAGGACCAACUGGAAUUCGGCAUUGUUUAUCAUCCUGAAUGGAACCAAACCGGAGCAUCUGGACAUGUUGGACGGCGGCAUCAUCCAGCGCCUGUUGGAGGAGAAGUGGAAGACCUUUGCGCAGAACCAGUUCCUGAAGCGCCUGCUCAUCCUGUCCACCCAUCUGCUGUGCCUGUCCGUGUCCGUUUACCUGCGACCCGCCCACGAUGGCGAGGCCGAGGGCGAUGACUCGGAGGGAUCUGAUCCGCUGGCGGCCGCUCUGCAGGAUGUGGAGCCGGGCGAGGGAACUGAUGGCGACUACAAUGCCCAAACGGUGGCGCGUUAUUGUGCCGAGUUCGCCACCCUGGCAGGAGUCCUGAGUUACGUCGUCUUUCAGCAGGGCGACGAGAUCAAGAACCAAGGACUAUCCGCAUUUCUUAAGCAGCUGUCCCAUGCGCCGGCUAAGGCGAUUUUCCUGUUCUCCAACCUGCUGAUCCUGGCCUGCAUUCCGUUUCGCCUGAUUGGUGACACCGAUACCGAGGAGGCUAUCCUGAUCUUUGCUGUACCGGGCUCCUGGUUCCUUCUAAUGUUCUUUGCGGGGGCCAUUCGGUUGACGGGUCCCUUUGUGACCAUGAUCUAUUCCAUGAUCACGGGCGACAUGUUCACCUUCGGCAUAAUCUAUUGCAUUGUGCUGUGUGGCUUCUCGCAGGCCUUCUACUUCCUGUACAAGGGACAUCCCCAGGUGCAGUCCACCAUGUUCAACACCUACACCAGCACCUGGAUGGCCCUGUUCCAGACCACUUUGGGCGAUUAUAAUUAUCCAGAUCUGAAUCAGACCACCUAUCCGAAUCUCUCGAAGACCGUGUUCGUCAUCUUCAUGAUCUUUGUGCCCAUCCUGUUGCUGAACAUGUUGAUCGCCAUGAUGGGCAACACCUAUGUGACCGUCAUCGAGCAGUCGGAGAAGGAGUGGAUGAAGCAGUGGGCCAAGAUCGUGGUCACCUUGGAGCGGGCCGUGCCGCAGGCGGAUGCCAAGGGCUACCUGGAGGCCUAUUCCAUUCCGCUGGGUCCGUCCGACGAUUCGGGAUUCGAGGUGCGCGGCGUGAUGGUGAUCAAGAGCAAGAGCAAGACGCGGGCCAAGCAGCGCAAGGGAGCCGUCUCCAACUGGAAGCGUGUGGGUCGUGUGACGCUGACGGCACUGAAGAAGCGCGGCAUGACCGGCGAGGAGAUGCGUCGACUCAUGUGGGGACGUGCCUCCAUCUCCAGUCCCGUGAAGGUGGCCAAGCAGAAGCUCAAGGAUCCCUACAACCUGCACACCGACUCGGACUUCACCAACGCCAUGGACAUGCUGACCUUCGCCAACGAUCCGGCCUCCUCCAAUGGGCUUGUCCUGCGCACCGCCGUGACAGCUCCACCGCCCGCUCCGCCAGCUCCGGAUCCCUUCAGGGAGCUGAUCAUGAUGUCGGACCAGCGACCGGAGACCCAUGAUCCCCACUACUUUGCCGGACUGCAGCAGCUGGCCAACAAGGCCUUUGAUUUGGUGGAGCAGACAAUGAAGACGCAGCCACAGCAGCCGGUGGUCAAGAUGAUGGAUCCAUUGCCUGCCGCGCCCCCAGCUACUGUUCCUGCUGCUGCUGCUGCUGCUGCAGCUGCUCCUCCUCCCGACCUAAUGGCCAUGCCCCUGCCAAUGUCCAACUUGAGUAACCUGUUCCAGGACCCCAAGGACAUCGUCGACCCCAAGAAGCUGGAGGAGUUCAUGGCCAUGCUGGCCGAGGUGGAGACGGAGGAGAGCGACAGCGGUGGGCCCAUUCUGGGCAAGCUCUCGCUGGCCAAACGGACGCAUAACGCCCUGUCCAAGGCAGACAUACGGCGGGAACAGCCGGGUCUCGACGAGGGUCACAGCCAUGGCCAGUUCCAGCCCAUGUCCUCGGUGUGGGCACCACCAGGUCUGGACGUGGACACGGGCUUCCACUUUGAUGAGGCUGUGGCGGAGGAGGUGCUGACCAUCGAGCAGGAGGCCGAGGUGGAGACCGAGGACGGCAAUGGGGGCCAGGACAGCGAGGAUCUGCCCACGGCGGAGGAGGUGCACGCCACCAUGAAGCAGUUCCAUCUGCGCAAGUGCCAGCCAGCGCAGGAUGAGGCUGCGCGUCGCGCCAAAAGCGCUCGCGUUCGUCGUCGGAACAAAGUUUCGCCAGAGCAGAGCGAUGAUGCGGAGGAGCGCAACCAACGGGGACGAUCGGCUUACGCCCGGAAGACGCAGUCGCCGCCCGAUCCCCUGGAACCGUGGAGCACCCGCGAGCUGCAGGACAUCAACAAGAUCCUGGCCAGAAAGUGAACGCAGAACAGAACGCAGAUAGUGUCUGGCACAUAGUCCUUGGUGGCUUAUAAUUGUUUAUCAGAGCUUAGCUUAGUUAGAAGUACAAAUACAUAAUAAACCGCGGAUGCCACACGAAACGCUGGGUUAUGCUUUGGAUCGGUGGCAUCCGCGUCGUACACUAA